ACGUUGCUCUGCGCGAGCACAUAACUCCUCUUCUGCAAAAGAAAAAUGUCCCGCCAUCUUUUGGCUCUUUGCCCUUUCAAAAGAGAGAGGGGGAGAGCCUAAUAAGAAAAAAAAAAAAAAAAAAGACGAGAAACAGAGGCUUGUUAGUGGUAUCAUUAACGUCUCUCUAUACGCUGAUUCUGUCUUAAAUGGAAGACGCAGAUAGACUCUUCGAAUGCCUGAAACGAGGCCUUUCUACUCCCGAGCCCAUGAUGAAAGCAAGAAAGAAAAGCUGUGAACUCAUAGGGCAAACGAGUUCGAGAUGUCAGGAACCCUCUGGUUAUGCUGAAUUUGCUUCACCUGGUUCACCAACAAAGCGCCAGCAAACUAUGCUUAACAAGCAGCUUUCAAUAGAGAAAGUCAAUACACCAGUAACUGCACACAAACAAAUAUCUCCCGGUAUCUUCUAUGGGUCUGCACAUGGUGCACCUGCAAAAAGACAACAUCAAGUAUUGCGAUUGUUACGUGAUAUUUGUGAAGAUCUUAAAGAGCACAGUGACUUGCGAAAAGAAAUUUGGGCCACAUUUCCACGGCAGGACCAAGCAAUGAGGUUUGCUGAAAGCCAUGGGCAGGUUCCUAUAUUCAGCUUUCAGGAUCAUUUUAGUGGACAAAGAAGGUUCCUUGUGUCCACAUAUGAGGAGUUUUGGCGAAGGUAUAAAAAUAUGGCAUCCAAAUUUCGCCAUCAUUAUGAAGUGAUCAAGGAGGGCAUGCCGUGCCACUUGUAUUUUGAUUUAGAGUUCAACACCUUGUUGAAUGCUGAAAGGAAUGGGGAUGAAAUGGUUGAUUUGUUGAUAUCAGUCAUUUUUGAUGCAAUAUCUGAGAAAUAUUCAAUACAAGGGAAGCUUGAGUGGAUCUUAGAGCUUGAUUCUUCCACUACAGAGAAAUUUUCACGUCAUUUGAUCAUCCAUAUUCCAAAUGUGGCUUUUAAGGACAACUUGCAUGUUGGAGCAUUUGUGACAGAGCUCUGUUCUCGGAUUAGUAGCACACGAGAUGGAGAUUCAAGGCUCAGUUUGCUCUAUGUUAUGAAAGAUGAAAACAUUGAAUCUCCACAACAGCUUUUCAUUGACACUGCUGUAUACUCUCGCAAUCGUUGUUUCCGUUUAGUGCUGUCUUCAAAGGCAGGGAAGAAGUCUGUUCUCUUGCCCACUGGACGUUUCAAAUGCAAGAAUCUGAAUGAACAAGACAUAUUCUUGGAAUCACUAAUUUGUAGAAUGGAUUUGGAUUGUAGAACGAUGUUGUGUGAUGAUUCUCAGGUUAACAUUUCUGAUAUUCCACGAGCAACUAUGCCACGCACAUGCACAAGUCACAUAACAGGGCAGUACUUUUCAGCCGCUUCUCCAUUUGCUAAAUUGGAUGCUUUCAUAGAGUCUGUUGCCUGUGUUGGCAAUGUUCCAGGCAGGAUCAGAAGCUGGUAUUGGUUUUCAGAGCAUGGAUUGAUGAUCUACAAUAUAAUAGGGAAUAGAUUUUGUGAACGAAUCGGAAGGGAGCACAAGAGCAAUCAUGUAAUGUAUGUCGUGGACUUUAGAAAAGCUGGCUACUAUCAGAAAUGCUAUGAUCCAGACUGCCGAGGUUUUCGGUCACCUUUGCGACCAAUACCCUGGGGUUUUAUCCCAGAUGAUUCCGGCAUCUAUGAUUCAAUACCACUAGAGAAGAAUGAGCGGACAGUGGAUAUUGACUUCAAUCUUCAACUUAAUGAAGGGAAUGGGAAUCCAUUGUUGCAUGACAAUCUCAAAAUCUGUGAGAGUUCAAAGACAGAUUCCAGAUGGUGGAAAGAGGUCUUAAGAACUGCAAUUGACAUUGAAAGCACCAGGAAAACACUUGAGUUUGGGAAAGUGGUGAAGAUUGUGAUGAAGGUGAUGACUGGUGGCGAGAUGUUGGAAAGAGUGCUUCCCAGGUUGAAGAGCGAAUUACUAGUGGGUCCCAAAUUUCCUAGAGCAGCUACCGGCUACUGCUUCUGCCAUGGAUAACUGUGGUUCCUUAAGUUAUUAUCAAGGAAUUUCCAUCCCAGCCUUUUCAAAUCCUUCUUCUAUUCACUUCCUGAUUACUGCUGGUAAUGAAGCUUGAAACGCCAAGUAUCUUCUGCGUAUAGAAAUAACCAAGAAUAUUGCAGGUGUAUAUAUACGUCAAGUGUUGCUCCUUUAAAAAGUAUGUGAUUCCGUAUUAAGAGAUAAAGCUAAAGCACAAAUGGGAAAAGGAAACUCUAGUACUUUUGGGGAAACAACACUUCUAAACGGUUGAGCUGCUCUGCAGGUGAUGAGCAUAACAUGGGACUAUAAAUUAGAUUAUUGGGAACCUAAUUAAGUCAAUAUUUGUAGAAUCUAAAAUAAGAAAAUCUUAAGAGAACUAUUUGUGCUUGUGCUCUUCUGAUUUUCUGAUGUGGAUCUAAAACAUGCUAGAGGAGUUCUUCAUAGAUCAGGUCCAUGUUAGCUACAUAAUUUGGAUUUAAAUUUUUUGCACCCAAGCUCUCGCAGAAAAUAAAAAUUUAUGAAAAUGUUUGAAAAAUCUGGGACUGCUACCUCUAAUCUACAAAUUCGGUAUAAAAGAGGCUUAAAUCUUAUCGUGUUGAAAUUUUCCCUUGGGAACUUAGGAUCUUUUUAUACAGCCUAAUACCUUGAGAAACCUAUUGCGAAAACCUGAAAGCAAGCUUAGCAAGGGGUAAGCGCAG
Messenger RNA from Amborella trichopoda, 2704 nucleotides. Its product is annotated as DNA primase. Gene Ontology annotation, cellular component: nucleus; mitochondrial matrix. Lineage: Eukaryota; Viridiplantae; Streptophyta; Magnoliopsida; Amborellales; Amborellaceae. Gene Ontology annotation, biological process: error-prone translesion synthesis; response to UV; mitochondrial DNA replication. The record is from RefSeq and is a predicted model, not a curated record. Gene Ontology annotation, molecular function: DNA-directed DNA polymerase activity; chromatin binding.